Molecule: messenger RNA, 4134 nt
Organism: Seriola aureovittata
Lineage: Eukaryota; Metazoa; Chordata; Actinopteri; Carangiformes; Carangidae
Gene: grnb
Product: granulin b
Cellular component (GO): extracellular region
Source: RefSeq, a predicted model, not a curated record
ACAUGAGGCUGCGUGUGUCAUGUGAUUGCUGAAUUGUGAAUCAAAAAAUAGCUUCAGUCAGUCCUGGAUAUUAGGAAACUGCUUUAAAUACGACACAUAUGUGACAGUCUGGACUUCAUGCUGAAACCACCAGGCUGUACAAGGAGUAUGCAGUGCAGUGCUCAACGUUAAUAACAACUGAACUCUGCCUCUGACUCAAGUCAUCUGAUAAAAAUGGCGCUGCAGAUGGGGAUCCUGUGUCUGGCUCUGCUGGGCCUCAGCACAGCGCUGGUCUGUCCUGAUGGAGGCAUGUGUGAGGACAAAAACACCUGCUGCAAGGACACUGUUGGAGGAUAUGGAUGCUGUCCUCUACCACGUGCUGAGUGUUGUUCAGACCACCUCCACUGCUGCUACGAGGGGACGCUGUGUGAUCUGGUUCACAAGAAAUGUGUUAAUAAGACAGUUUCUCUGCCGUGGAUGACACGUCUUAUUGCCAAACAGUUCUGGCUCAUCCCUCAGCAGCUCAGCGAGAGAGUGAAGGCAGUCAUUUGUCCGGACCAGGAGUCUGAGUGUCCGGAUGACACUACUUGCUGCCAGCUUCCUGACGGCUCCUGGGGCUGCUGUCCAUUAGCCAAGGCUGUGUGUUGUGAGGAUAAGCGCCACUGUUGCCCUGAGGGAACAAAGUGUGAUCUUGUUCACUCAAAGUGUGUCUCUGCCUCUCUGGAGUCCAUCCCCAUGCUGGAGAAGCUUCCUGCCAGAAAGAGGAAGAAUAAUGCAGGUCUUUAUGGUUCUACAGCUCCGACUGUCGGUUCAGUGUCGUGUCCUGAUGGGAAAAGCAACUGUCCAAAUGGUACCUCCUGUUGCCUGUCACCCAAGGGAGACUACAACUGCUGCUUUUACCCAGAUGCCGUAUGCUGCAGCGACCAGAUCCACUGUUGCCCCAGCAACACAACAUGUGACUUGGAGCUUGAGAUCUGCAGGUCUGGUCAGAUCCAUGUGCCGCUGAUGAAGAAGAUUCCUUCUAUGCCCAACAACAGUCUUUAUGGUUCUCCAGCUCUGACUGUCGGUUCAGUGACGUGUCCUGGUGGGAAAAAGAGCUGUCCAGAUGGUACCUCCUGUUGCCUGUCACCCAGUGGAGACUACAACUGCUGCUUUUACCCAGAUGCCGUAUGCUGCAGCGACCAUAUCCACUGUUGCCCCAGCAACACAACAUGUGACUUGGAGCUUGAGAUCUGCAGGUCUGGUCAGAUCCAUGUGCCGCUGAUGAAGAAGAUUCCUUCUAUGCCCAACAACAGUCUUUAUGGUUCUACAGCUCCGACUGUCGGUUCAGUGUCGUGUCCUGGUGGGAAAAGCAACUGUCCAAAUGGUACCUCCUGUUGCCUGUCACCCAAGGGAGACUACAACUGCUGCUUUUACCCAGAUGCCGUAUGCUGCAGCGACCAUAUCCACUGUUGCCCCAGCAACACAACAUGUGACUUGGAGCUUGAGAUCUGCAGGUCUGGUCAGAUCCAUGUGCCGCUGAUGAAGAAGAUUCCUUCUCUACCCAACGACAUUGAUUGUCCAGACAAGAAGUCAGCCUGUCCUGAUGAAACCACAUGCUGCCAGAUGGCCAACAGCUCCUAUGGCUGCUGUCCAAUGCCUUAUGCUGUCUGUUGCUCAGAUCACAUCCACUGCUGCCCUGAAGGCACAGAGUGUGACCUAAUCCACAGCACCUGUGUGUCAGCCCGGGGAGACGUCACCAUGGCCUCCAAGAUCCCCGCUGCUGUGACAGAGGUGGUGGCAGCACAGAGCAAAGUCGGUGCUGUUCCGUGUAAUGACUCUGUGGCCUGCGCUGACGGAAGCACCUGCUGUAAAUCGCUAGAGGGAGAAUGGGUCUGUUGUCCUUUACCGAAGGCUGUGUGCUGUGAGGACCACCUGCACUGCUGUCCCCAUGGCACCGUUUGUAACCUGGCAGCGUCCACGUGUGACGAUCCCGCGGGCAGCGCUGUAACGCCCUGGCUCAGCAAAGUGCCCGUCUUCCCCUUGCUGACCGACAACAGCAAGUGCGACAGAUCCACGUCGUGCCCUGGAAAAUCCACCUGCUGCAAGACGGCAAGUGGAGACUGGGCCUGCUGUCCUCUGCCUCAGGCCGUGUGCUGCGACGAUCACCAACACUGCUGCCCUCAUGGCACAAUCUGCAACCUGGAGGCUGAAACUUGUGACGACCCGUCAGGUUUUUCACCUUCCCUCCCCUGGGUGGAGAAAGUCUCCGCUCUGACCUCUGAGGUUCAGGAUGAGAAAUGCGACAAGGAGACCAUGUGUCCGGGGGGCACCACCUGCUGUAAGAAGAACUCUGGACAGUGGGCCUGCUGCCCCUUACCUAAGGCUGUGUGCUGCAACGAUCAAAAGCACUGCUGCCCCAAAGGCUACAAGUGUAACGUCGCUGAGCAGACCUGCGACAAGCCCGGACACCUGAGCGUGCCCUGGUUGCUGAAGAUCCCGGCCCUGCAGAAGGCCCGUUUCCGGCCCAGCUCUGCCGCCAGGAACAUGUGUGACGCCAAGACCAGCUGCCCCAAGGACACAACCUGCUGCUUCAUGGACAGGACCCACAAAUGGGGCUGCUGCCCUCUGCCAAAGGCCGUCUGUUGUAAAGAUGGAAACCACUGCUGCCCCAGCGGCCACACCUGUGAGCCUCACCGGUCCUCCUGCUCAAAGGGCCCCCGUGUCAUUCCCUGGUUCACCAAAGUGAGCGCUCUGACUGAGCCAGGGUCUGUGUCGGACGUUAAAUGUGACGACAAAAGCAGCUGCGCCUCAGGAACGACCUGCUGUAAACUGCCGACGGGAGAGUGGGGCUGCUGCCCGCUGGUCAAGGCGGUUUGCUGUGCGGACCACGAGCACUGCUGUCCUCAGGGCUACACCUGCAACAUGCAAACGGGAACAUGUGAGAAGAAGAAGGACGCGCUGGUCCACACCCUCCCUCAGAGCAAAGUGGUACGGUCCGAGCCGAGAGACACGGGGGACGACACGGACGUACCAUGCGACAGAACGGGGGAGUUUCGCUGCCCCAAACAAGAAACAUGUUGCAAGAUGUCCGCCACGGAGUGGGCCUGCUGCCCCUCGCCCAGGGCAACCUGCUGCUCCGACUCAAAGCACUGCUGCCCUGUGGGAUACUCCUGUGACCAGAAGUCUGGAGGCUGCACUCUGAAAACCCAGCUGACCUGGGACACUUUGCUCGCGGACAGAAAGAGAGACUUGGUCCCACGUGGACUCUAAUCCCACUGAGGUGCACUGAUCUUCUUCAUCUUUCAGUCCAUAACAUCCAUCUGCAGCUCGUGUUGUCUGUGGACAAUAAGGGCUUUUUUUCCCAACUUCCUGUUUGUUUAGUUGGGUGAUGGAAGUGUAUUUACCACAUAAGUAUUUGCGAUGGUAGGUGUGGAGGAUGUUUAGUGCGAGACAGGAAGAAAAAAUAAAAGGGCACGCUGCAGUUAUCUCUGGCAAUUAAGGGGUUUUAAUCAAGUGGAAGCACUUUGGUGGGAGAGUCCUGACUGAAACUUAAUGUUGUCAUCUCAACAGUGAGCAGGAGUCUUUCAUGUUUUGCACCUGGCACAAAAUGUAUCAUCCUCAUGCUCAUGUCCUGGAAAUCAAUAGACUACAAUGAUACAACCAUGAAACAUAGGCAGGACAUACUGCUCAGCUUCACACUGUUAAUGUUAUUCUAUAUUUUUCUUAUUGUCUACAAACGCUAUGAAAAACAGUCCAUCUCUGAGUCCUCUCUGGCCAGCCUGUGGCAUUCAGCCUUAAGCCCAUUUUUUUCUCACUGAGGAUGUAAUUGAUGAAAUUCACUGGAAAAUACUGGACCCAUAAAAUAAAGCUUUACCAAAUAUAGUUAUAAAAUUAUUAUUCUGCUUUUUCUGCCAGCAAAUAUCUGUGGCCUGGGAACUGGGAAUCAGCAGCAGGACGGAGUGUGUAGGUCUGAGUCAAACUGAACUAGUGCAUGUAUAUUUUCAGGUUGGAGCUGCAUGACACGGGAGUGAGAUAUAUCAGGCUUCUUUCCAUGGGACGAGUUGACAAUAAGAAAAAUACAGAAUACCAUCAGCCCAUUUUUGAUUUUGUUUUUAUUGGAACUGAGUAUUUAACCAGUGCUGUUACAUUUCUCAUUAAAAAGACUUGAAUGUA